This is a messenger RNA of Tupaia belangeri chinensis (Chinese tree shrew), 1613 nucleotides long. Its product is annotated as Leucine-rich repeat-containing protein 29. Gene Ontology annotation, cellular component: cytoplasm. Lineage: Eukaryota; Metazoa; Chordata; Mammalia; Scandentia; Tupaiidae. Gene Ontology annotation, molecular function: protein binding. The transcript has 5 exons. Bases 47 to 907 code for a protein of 286 amino acids. The record is from RefSeq and is a predicted model, not a curated record.
GGGAGGCACAGCCCUAGGCAGCCUGCGGGAGCUGCAGAACCUGGACAUGGCAGAGUGCUGCCUGGUGAGCGGGUGGGAACUGGCCCAAGCGCUGGGCUCUGCCCACAGAGCUCCACCCCCACUGACCUCCCUGAGCCUGGCCUACUGCUCUUCACUGAAGGAUGCCUCAGUGCUCUCCAUGAUCCCGGCGCUGGGCCCGAGCCUCAGGGUGCUAGACUUGUCUUCCUGUGUGGCCCUCACCAACCGGACCGUGCAGGCCAUCUGCACCCACCUCACCCACCUCUCAGUCCUGCGCCUGGCUUGGUGCAAAGAACUCCGGGACUGGGGGCUUCUGGGGUUGGGUGAACCAAGUGAAGAGCCCGCACAGGGGUCCCAGCAAUGUCCUACGCUGGAGUGUCAGGCCUCAGGCCUCAAGGAGCCCUCCCCGGAUCCGCAGGGCCCCUCCCUGCUCAUGCUGCAGGCCCUGCAGGAGCUGGACCUCACAGCCUGCAGCAAGCUGACAGAUGCCAGUUUGGCCAAGGUGCUCCAGUUUCCCCAGCUGAGGCGACUUUCACUGAGCCUGUUGCCGGCACUCACAGACACAGGCCUGGUAGCUGUGGCCAGGGGCUGCCCCAGCUUGGAGCACUUGGUGCUGAGUCACUGCAGCCACCUCAGCGACCAGGGCUGGGCCCAGGCAGCUGGGGCCUGGCCAAGGCUGCAGCACCUCAACCUGUCUAGCUGUAGUCAGCUCACAGAGCAAACGCUGGAGUCCAUUGGGCAGGCGUGCAAGCAGCUCCGGGUGUUGGAUGUGGCCAUGUGCCCCGGCAUCAACAUGGCUGCAGUCAGGCACUUCCAGGCUCAACUGCCCCAAGUGACCUGUGUCCAGUCCCGCUUUGUGGGAGGAGCUGACCUGACCCUUACGCUCUGAGACCAGGUCAGUAACCAGCCCUGCAGCACAGCCUCCCCUUCACCCCUGCAGUCCCUGACCUCUUGAACUACAUCUGACUCAGUGCCUCUUGCCUUCGGACUGGGGUGGGACCAAUGCACGCCAGCCCAAGGGACUCCCUGUCCCACAGCCCAGCAGCAAGCUCUUCCCAGCCACAUGAGGCCGCCUGGCCAGGCAGCCAGACCCACAGGCAGGCCAGGCCUGGUGCCAGAGGGGAGCAGAACCUGUGCCUCUCACCUGCCCUUCUCAGAUCUAAAGCCUGAGCGCCACCUGUUCCCAGUCCAUCAGCCCUGAGCUUUAGCAGCCACAGACGGCCGCAUCGAUCUUUGCUGUAAACCCAAACCGGAUUAAAAAUUCCAGAUUAUACCUCUUUGUCUGAAGUUCUCAGACUAAAGGGCCUCUCCCCUCUCCACCUCAGUUGAAGCAGCCCAUCCCAUGUUGACAGACUACAGAGAAAACACCAGAAGCUCAGUGACUUGCACUAGCCUCUCAGCCAGGUCCUAGUUUCUCCCCUAAGUAGGAGACUCGAGACCUGGAGGCCUCCCCGCAGCACAACCACCCCGGCAUGCCCUGCAGCCCAGGUGCAACCGAUUGAUGAUGCCUGAGUCCAUGAGGCUGUCUUGUGGUGGGCAGGGGUCGGUAGAGGUCAUCUAGUUCAACCCCCUAAACAGUGCCCGUGACUUCUCAA